Messenger RNA from Plodia interpunctella (Indianmeal moth), 5928 nucleotides. It is a transcript of the gene Setx, whose product is annotated as Senataxin. The transcript is spliced from 16 exons. Bases 162 to 4457 code for a protein of 1431 amino acids. Gene Ontology annotation, biological process: termination of RNA polymerase II transcription. NCBI's taxonomy places the organism in Eukaryota, Metazoa, Arthropoda, Insecta, Lepidoptera, Pyralidae. Gene Ontology annotation, cellular component: nuclear body. Gene Ontology annotation, molecular function: transcription termination site sequence-specific DNA binding; protein binding; helicase activity. The record is from RefSeq and is a predicted model, not a curated record.
ACCUGUCGAGCGACAGUUCGAUUCGAUAUUGGCCGCUCUAGCAAAGUAACCGCUGUUUUUAUUUUCGUUAUUUACGGCGUUUUUGUGAAAUAAUGAGUAUUUAUAGAUAAAGUAGCUCCUAAAUUGGUACUAUUUUUAUUUAAAGAAUAAACAACUUUAACAUGGCCAAAUGGAAAAUAAGUAGACUGAUUUUUGGUAAGGAAGAAUUCACAUUUUCGGAAGGAGAUGAAGUAACCAUAGGCAGAGGACUUAACAACAAAAUAGUUCUAUCAAGUUUAUUAAUUUCAAGACAUCAUUGUGUACUCAAUGCAAAAAAAGAUGAAGUUUACUUAACGGAUCUUAAGAGUGCAAAUGGAAUAUAUGUAGGUUCUACAAAAAUACCAUCAUAUAAACCAGUUAAAUUGAAAGCCUUAGAUGUUAUUGGGUUUGGCUUGACCACAAGUUCUGUACUUCCUAAUGUGGAAGAUAAGGAAAAAUAUUUAUUUAAAGUAACAAAAGAGGAAACAACUUUAGCAGAUAGAAUAGUAUUCCAAAAUGAGGAUGAAAUUGAAGAAGAAUUGUUGGCUUUGGAGAAAGAUUUGUCCAACGAAGGAGGGGUGUCUUUAUCACCUAUCUUAGAUUUGAAACCAAAUUUAAAACGAAAAAUAGACCAAGAAAAAGAAAAUGUGGUUCUCAAAAAUUAUUUCAGAGAUCAUCAAUCUGAUAUCAACUCAAUUUGUGGUAACAAAGUUAAUAUAAAAAAUGAUCUACAACAUACUGACAAAAAACCAGCUGCCAUCAAAAAAAUUAAAGUUAAAGAUGUUAGGAAUGAAGAUAUAAUAAGUUCUGAGGAAUUUAAUAAGGAAGAAAAUGAUUUAGAAUUGGAAGUAUUUACAAUAAAAAGGGAGUAUUUAGGCCAUGAUGAUGAUCCUAUACAAAUUGACAGUGAUAGUGAUGAUAGUGAAUCUGAGCAAUGGUUUUUAAGGCUUUCACAAAAUUCUCCAGGCAAGCCCUUCACUCAUGCAUCAUCAAUCAAGAAACAUGUUGAAUCAGUUAAAGAUUUCCAAAAAGAUGAGAGUUCUUAUAGUCAAAUGGAUGAUGAAAUAGAAAAUAAUUUAAUACAUAUUCCUGAAGAUGAUGAAGAUUACAUGACUGAUUUAAUAUCAAUACCCCCUCCACCUCCAGAUUAUGAAAUUGAAAACAAUCAUGGUCUAGAAAAUGAAAAUAAAUGUGAGGUGAAUGAAAUAGAUAACUUCUUACCUACAGAACACACAGCACAGGAACCUUCACUCAAAAAUACAGAUGUAACCACUGAUCCAGUGCCAAUUCAAGAAGAUGUUGUUGAUGGUUAUACCACUGCAAUUCCUGCAAAAUCAGCCCAAAACAAGGAAUCCAUACAAAACAUUCAUCAUGUGACAGAGACAAAUAAUAAAAUUCAAUUGAUUUUGCCCCAACCAUUAGCUCAAAGAAGAAUAUCCAAAAUAGUUUCACCAGAAAGGAAAGUUAAAACACCAUCAAGAAGAAACAAAAAAUCAAGCUCAUCAAAAAGAACUAUAACUGAAUCACAAAAAGAGGAACGAAAGAGAAAACUUAAAGCUAUUGCUGAAAAGAAUAGAGAUCAUAGUGAACAGUCCAAUGUGGUGGCUACAGGUGACGAUAAUAAAAAAGCAUUAAACACUAUCAACGUUAAAGUGACCAGUACAAAUAGAACAAUGAAAAUGACUAAAGACCCACACAAACAAGAUGGAGAUUAUAAAUCUAAAACAGAAGCUCCAAUAAAAAUCCAAGCAUUAGACAAAAAAUCUGAAACUACAAAUGAAAAGAGUACAUAUUCGAAGUCGAAAAAAGAAAUAGAAACCAAAAAGGAACUAGAUGUUAAAGUUAGGCAUCCAGACAUAAAAUCAACCAAACUAAUAGAGCAUGAGGAAACAUUACAUAAACAUAAACAGAAUUUGAAGCACAAAUCAAAAUAUACAUCAUCAAAAGAUAAACCAGUGAAGAGUUUGAAGCCACUUACUGAGAGUGAGGAAUCAUUAUCAGGGAAACCUCUUUCCAAAGUGGAGCCUUUGCCUCAAAGAAAACCAAAGAAGUCUGUGCGCUUCUCGGAAGCAGCGCCACAGGUUCGAGAAUUUGAAAUAGAACCAGGCAACAGAAUGAGAAAGACCAGUUUGAUCAAAACAACAUUGGUUGAUGUACAACAAAUGCCUAUCUUCUCUUUGGAAAAAAUAUCUUUAAUGAAAGUUUUGAGAUGGAACCCCAACUGGCUUGUUGAACAAACUACUAGAAAUAUUCCACCUCCUAUAUUGGGACAUACCAUUGAACCUACACCUUUAUAUCAUACGUUUGAAAAUCACAAUCAAUAUGUACAGCAAGUCGGAGAUUUAUUGUUAAUGGAAAUAUGGGAUAGUAUAUCAUUGGCAUAUAUGAAAGCUUGUCAGAAUCAACAGACCAGCCUGUCCAUGAGAAUAGCUUCUCUGCCGCCGGUCCCGCCACCUGAGAGAUACUUUGAUAUAUUCAAUGUUAGCGUCGACAUUUCUCUCCCAAAUACAGAACUUAAAAAUCUCCCCAAAGUCGGUGAUGUGUUGCUGGUUUCUUUUGGAAGUGAAAACACUCGAAGAUUUUUCUUUCUUCAUAAUAUCAGAUGUCUUCCAUCGCCAGCUAGAAACAUACACUCAUUCUACAACCUAUCUUUGCACGCGACGUUCACACAAAAGAUGAGGGACCUUAAGCCAGGCGAGGUUAUAUCAGGAUUGAACCUGGGUCACAUCAACAAUGAGAUGAAUUUAUUCGAAGCGAUGGGCUACCUCGCCUCCUCGCCGCUCAGCGAAGCCAUACUGAGACCUGAACCAAGACAUUUUGUACCCGACGAGUCCUUUUCUAAAGAAAUACGAUCACCGUGGACGAUGACAUUAAACGAGAGUCAGAUGCGCGCGGUGACGUCAUCAGUGGCCGCGGCGCUCGGCGACCGGCCCUGCAUACAGAUGAUACAGGGACCACCCGGCACCGGGAAAUCAAGCGUAAUAUGUUCAAUAGUGAUGACGUAUUUCUACGACAAACACGGCAACCGCCACCAGAACAGAGGCAAGAUAUUGAUCUGCGCGACCAGCAACGCGGCCGUCGACGGCCUCGUGCUCAAGCUGCUGAAGAUCAGGCAGAACUUGCCCAAACCGCAGAGGUUCCGCAUGGUGCGCGUGGGGCGGCUGGAGGCGAUGCACGAGCGCGCGCGCGACCUCAGCUCGCAGCAGCUCGCCGCGCGCGACGCGCAGCGACCGCCUGCGCCCGCCCCCCACAACUCUGCUGUUGAAGAGAUAUCUCUACUGAAUGCGAAAAUAAACAAGUGGAAAUCAGCGGCAAUCGAAGCGAAGGACCCAGUGAGAGUAGCAUACUGUGAAGGCCGAGUAAAGGAACUCGAAAAGAGAAAAGGACUGCUGUCGGGCGGCGCGGGCGCGGCGGGGGAGGCGCUGCGGCCGGAGCAGCUGCAGUGGGCGGAGCGCCGCAUCGUGGAGUGCGCCGACAUCAUCGCCACGACCCUCGCCAGUGUGCACAACCACAAGCUGCGCGGUGUAAAGCGUCGCAUUGCACUAUGUAUCGUGGACGAGGCCGGACAAGCCAUCGAGCCGGAGGCGCUGCUGCCGCUGACGCUGGACGUCACCAAGCUGACGCUGGUGGGCGACCCGCAGCAACUGCCCGGCUACAUCUGCUCGCAGCGCGCCAAGCGUCUUGGUCUGGGCGAUAGUCUGUUCGCACGACUGUCAUCAUGCGCCGAGACGUGGAACAGAUCGGACGAGGAACGAGCAAUACAACUGCUGCAAGUGCAGUACCGCAUGCACGCACACAUAGCGGAUUACCCGAACCGAGCGUUCUACGCGAGUCGAGUGGGCGACCAGCCCCCCACGCGCCCCGCACUCCCUUGUAUGCCCUAUGCCGUCAUAGGCAUCAGCAGCGGCGACAAAGGACAGGCUGUUCGCGGCGAGAACGAGAUGGAAGCUUGGGGCGUGUCGCGUGUGGCGGCGGCGCUGAGUGCCGCGCUGCGUCGCGCCGCGCUGCCGCCCGGCGUCGCCGUCAUCACGCCGUACCAGGCGCAGCGCGACACCAUCCGCCGCAAGCUAUGGCAGCUUCAGGACUCAGCGAAGGACAACGCGAGCAGCGUGGAAGUGAACACGGUGGACAGCUUCCAAGGUCAAGAGCGAGAUGUGGUGAUAGUAUCGCUGGCUCGCUCGCACGGGCUCGGAUUCGUGGCGGACGCGGGCCGCAUGAACGUACUGCUGACCCGCGCCCGCCACGCCCUCAUCGUCUGCCUCAACCCCAGAGCUGUGCAGAACAAUCCUCAAUGGCGUACACUAUUAGAAGACGCACAACGAAGAAAUUUGUACAGAGUUCUUCCAAACAGUAUGUGCCAACCAGCGGGGCCCAUCACCGACGACGCCAUCUUGUCUUACAUUUCUAAUAAUCAUACUGACUAUCGUUCACAUCGAUAGCUAGCUAUACUGUAGUUAUGUUUUUAAGUUAUAAUGCUACUACCCCGUUUGGUACACAAUAUUGACAUGUCCUUUUUAUAAUAACACACACUUUAAAAAUAAAAAUCUGGAUAUUAUAAUUAAAUUAUUGUAUAAAUAUAAAUUUCAUAAAUAAUUUACAAUGUUCACAGAAUUUUAUUUAUAAGCGUAAAAUCCAAUAAAUUGACAUCGACAUUGUUUUUUAGAGUACCAAAACAAACGGGGCUUUUGACUGAUUAAGAAUGUGUUACGAUUAGGAAGUGUACAUAUGUUUGAUAAUGACAAGUUGUGAUGAAAUAAGAUUAAUGAGAGUGCUAUUAACUUUAAGGCCUGUGUGAUCAAAGGACAGUCAUUAGCAUUUUUAGGACUUAAUCCUAACAUUAGUUUCUAGUUGGCCAAUUCCUCACUGAUAGUAGAUUCCCACAUUGUCACCAAAUAAAUGUUACAACCGAGAAGUCUGUGAUAUACCUACGUAGUAUACGUAGGUAUACUACGUAGUGGGUGGCUUAGAUGAAAUGCAACAACUCCCGAAUAAAAAAUAUUGUGAAAACAGAAAAUAAAUGUUCAUCUUUCCAUAAGAAGCCAUUGAUCAUUAAAUUUUUAUGGAAGAGCAAAACUAUUCUGUCAUUUCUUUGGAUACUUUACUUACUUACUUUGGAUCCUUUAUUUGCUUGCUGUAAAAAUUUUGAUUAGCGUUUAAAAUGCCAACCUAUAUUAAAAAAAUUGAAAUGUCAUUGAGCAUGGCACGUAUAAUAAGUGAUAUAGUCAUUUCCUUAUAUUAUGUACUAUAGUUAACAUUAGGAUUUUGACAAGAUGUACUUGUGUAAGCGGAUGCCAAAAAUGACGGUCUAGAUCUAAACAAUCCAUGAAGCAGGACACGGUCAUUCCAGAAAACGUCGAUAUUUAAUACCAUUAUUUAAUCCAAAAUACACAAAAAGUUUACUAUGUAACGUUUUGAUUAAAUAAUUCAGAGUCAGCGGCGUCAUAUACAUAUGAAAGGAGGAUUAAACAUUUGAUAUAUUUAUACUUAAAGUGGGGAGCACAGGGAGCAGGAAGUCCAAAGCACAGAUGCCUCUGUGCUCGCGAUUAAAUAACCAUUUCCAUAUUUACGCUGGGCGCAACUCUCGAAAGUGUUUAUUAAUAAUAUUCGUAAUGGAAUUAAAACAUGCUCUCACAAAUGAUGCAGUAAUUUUAAAUUAUUCUGAUCCUUAAAUGCAGUUUGUAAUGCAAUAGAAAACAAGCCGAUGUUUUGUUGCAUUUUAGUUCAAAAUAAAAACUUGCCAACGAAAAGCUUUAUUGGGCUUCUCAAAACAACUCGAUAUUUAAAAUAACUAUUAUUUCAGUGAUUGUCUGUGCCUUUUGUUUAUUAUUAUGUAGCUCUAAUGUUACUAUCUGAUUUAUGAUUGUAAAAUACUUGUAACUUUUUUGAACAAUACAAUUAUUUUAUGAAAUA